This is a messenger RNA of Cylicocyclus nassatus, 335 nucleotides long. The record is from the annotation of a GenBank genome assembly. NCBI's taxonomy places the organism in Eukaryota, Metazoa, Nematoda, Chromadorea, Rhabditida, Strongylidae.
CCAAAAAAUGGUUGAUCUCUUCGGUGAUAUUAUACUGCGAUUAGUCGUAAUCAAGAUUAUACUUGCAAUGAUAAUCAACACUACCUUAAUGUGCAACCGCGGUAAAGCGGGAAAGUCUAACAAGGAAGCCACGGAAGAGCAAAUGUAUGGACGACAAUCAUUGGUCAAUGCAAGUAUUGCCGGAAAAUCGACGAGUGGUGAGCCAAUGAAAAGCACACAAGCACCUUCAAGUCAAAUCGCGAGUGUGCAAUAGAAACUGGAUGGAGUAAUAACAAGCGGACUCAAGCCUCGAAGUAGAUACUUGUGUGCUUGUACUAACGUAAAAUAAACAGUGA